UCUACAUAUCGUGUAUAUUAUGUAAGUACACGGGUUUGGCAGAUAAGCUUCGUCAAGAGAUGGUACCUGCUAGUAGCUUAAAUGGAUCGCCAACGUUCGUGAGAAAGCUAUUGAACUCUUGAAGUAUUCCGGACGAUACGAUAGUCGUAGGGCGUGAAGUGUCUAUUUAAGAGAUUGCUGUUACAUGCAUUGAUACUGGAUCCACGAAUUACCAUUCGGUUGACUAAGAAUGUUCGUCUUACACUGGGAGAUACAGCAAAGUCCACGACCUUGCAGCCUGAUUAGCUAGUGCAAUUAUCGUGUUUAUUUUCGCCCAGACUCUCGACCCAGAGAUGCGGUUCGGGGUCAUUCUUCGUCACUAAUAUCAGACGCCCCACAGUUUGUAGCAGUGUAGUCCACUCGACAUAAGGAUCCGAUUUUCAUACAUGAUCUUUUCGUCUGUUUCCUUCCAUGUGUGUAGAAAUAUCCGACUGCGGGCAUGCAUCUAUAUGUGUAAGUGCGUCUGUGAACUGAUGACACGAAGCGCCAGUUCGAUCGUCAUCUGUGAUUGCCCCAUACCGUUGCGACGCAAUCGCAUCUGUUCCUACUGCUACCGUCGAUAGAUACAACUAUUUCCAAAUGUACCAGGAAUUCAUCUGAAUUUCACAUGUCGUUUCCUCAGAUCGGCCGGCUGCUACUGCUGGAAAUGACACAAUUUCUAUAAUUUUUAAUUCGUUCUGUUUUUUGAGUGGGAGCUAACAAAAUAGACAGAAACAGAAACAGCAAAAAAAUACAAAUCAGCAGACACACUUGACUGAUUGAAAAGCACAGUGAGUGACCGAUCGACUUCGCCAAUUCUCUAUCAGAUGCUCGUUAGAAAAUUGCGCACCCGCCAGCGCAAUUAAAGACAUCGUGUUGCCGUAAGGAAGCGCGAGAUCAUUCGCGUAGCCCUAUAGAAUAGCAGAAGCUGGAAGAGUAACCGGGAAACGCUGCCGAAAUGAGAGAGGCUUGCAGAAGUGUUGAGGCUUAUACGCAUAAGUAGAAAAGAAGUAACCUUCUUCUGUACUUAACGACUCAACGAUCGAGCGGCAAGCAAACGAACGCUAGUGAUCUUCUCUUGAGAUAGGUGCAGUGAAGCUUUCUCUUGCUAAGUACUUAGAUACAGAUAAUAGUCUAGGUGAUACUGUGCACUAACGGUUUGGACCAUUUUAUGAUGUAGAUCAACUUGGCAUAUAAUAAUAUGAACCUACUCAAUGAAGAGUACUUACAAUAGACAAUAAUAGAAGAGAUUUGUGAAGAAAAUAGAAGACAGUGUUAACGGUGACUGGAAUAGCAGAAAAGGUCAUUCGAUCCGGUAUCAAUAAAAGGAUUGAUUGCCCGUUCUUCCAGCAAAGCAGAUAGAUUGGCAUACAAAAUGCACGGACCUGUAUCGACAACUCAGCACAUCGCUGGUGAAACCAAAGGAGCUACUCCACAAACUACGGUUUAUCUCUAUAUGGCCGCAUUGUUAUCGGCUAUUGGAGGAUUCCUAUUUGGCUAUGAUACCGGGGUUGUAUCCGGAGCGCUUUUACAGUUACGAACAUACUUCGACUUGAAUAUAGAAUGGCAAGAAGUGGUUGUCUCGAUCACGAUAGCUGGGGCCUGGAUCUGUGCCGUCCUCGCUGGUAAACUCAAUGAUUGGCUAGGCCGUAAGCCAACAGUUCUCAUCGCCUCGUGCCUGUUUUCGGUAGGCUCAAUUCUGAUGGCUGCCUCAUCGGACAAAUGGACGCUCUGCGUUGGUCGUUUGAUUGUCGGUUUCGGAGUGGGCCUUUCAUCAAUGACGACGCCAAUGUACAUUGCGGAAGUAUCUCCAACAGAGUAUCGUGGAAAGCUGGUGACCGUCAAUCAGUUGUUCAUUACAGCCGGCCAAUUCAUUGCUUCAGUCGUCGAUGGAGUAUUUGCCGCUGACGAACGCAACGGAUGGAGGUUCAUGCUGGGUUUAGCAGCUAUACCCGCACUGAUUCAAGGUGUCUGCUUUCUUUUCAUGCCUGAAUCUCCUCGCUGGCUAUGUGGAAAAAGUAAAGAUCAACAGGCGCAUGAAGUUUUACGCAAACUCCGCGGCAAGAACGUCAACAUUGACGCCGAACUCCGCGACAUCAAGAUGAGUGCCAACGAACUCGAAACUACAGGAAGCGGCUUCAUUUUGGGUAAGGUAUGGGCAGACGCAUUUUUACGAAAACGUUUCAUUGUCGGCGUCAUGCUAAUGGUAUUCCAGCAAAUCAUCGCCAUAAACACGGUAAUGUACUAUUCGGCGACAAUCAUCGAAAUGUCUGGAUUUCGAGAUAAACGCAUCGCCAUUUGGCUGUCGGCGGGUGUAGCCUUCUUCAAUUUCGCCUUCUCUACUGUGGGCGUCUACCUUGUCGAACGUGUAGGUAGACGUAUCCUGACACUGUCAUCUCUUGCCGGUGUGGCGUUGUCUUUGGCUGUUCUGUCUGGCGGGUUCUGGAUAGGCGGUUCGCAUUCAUCUGCGGUCACUGUGCCAAAAGAUUUGGCCGGACCCUGUGCUUCCUAUGACUUCUGCAAGCCAUGCCUUGAUGAUCACCGAUGUCUAUUCGUCAGCAAUCCGGCAGGGGAUGCAGGUACGUGUUUGCCGAAGAUCGAGGCAAACGCGAAUCGAAGUGUCUAUCCUCCGGACUGGAUUCCUGAGGACAGAAUAUGUCCCGUGGCGGGAAAUUUGGGUUGGAUCACUUUCGCAGGCCUUGCUUUAUAUCUCAUUUCCUUUGCGCCAGGCAUGGGCCCAAUGCCAUGGACCGUGAACAGCGAACUAUUCCCGCUGUGGUGCCGCUCUACGUGUUUUUCAAUAGCAACAGCGUUCAAUUGGUUAUUUAAUCUUGUUAUCUCGUUGACGUUCCUCACCCUGGCUGAGGCCCUCACCCAACACGGCGUGUUCUUCAUGUAUAUGUGCUUCACGAUUAGUGGCUUCAUCUUUUUCUACUACCUUCAACCGGAAACGAAGGGCUUGUCCCUGGAAGAUGUCGGCAGGAAGGCUAUCACACCAGUACACUGAGUAUGAUCUGCUACAAUGCACUAAAACGGCGCUAUGAAAAAUGGAAAAUUUUUCCAACACGGCUUUAAAUCUUCACUAAGAUUUCGCGAAAUAGAAUGAUCAACACCUCUUUGAAUGGUUUUCUCUAUUUUUUAGUGAAACGCAGACCAGAGCUGGACGGAGUUGCUUAGCUCUUCUUUUCACUUUACCUUCGUCUGGUAUAUAUAUAUAUAUAUAUAUAUAUUCUGAUAAUAUCUGUAUUACAGCGGAUGUAUAUACUCUAACGCUACUUUAUUCUAGCUCUUCAUUUAUAAAGCUUACUUUCUUUCCAAAUAACGGAAAGAUUAUAUGACAACAUACAGUAUUUUUUUUGUGCACAGCGGUACUAAAUCACAUGAGACGAGGGGAUCAGACGUGGUUUGUUUGCCUUUUGAUUUGCCGAAGGUUAAAUGAAACUAAUACCAAAAUAAGGUUUCGAUAAAUUGGGCUGCGUUUAGUACUAUACAAGACGUAACAGAGCAAGCGUCGCUGCAACUUAACGGAAUUAUGACUUUUGGACGUCUUGUCCUACACUUUUGAGACCUGUUAACGUACAUUCUUACUUAUCUAUGGCGAUAAGAGACCAACUGAUCGAGCUCGCAUGCUCUCACCGGCAGUUGGAAAGAUACUACUAGACCUGACGAGACUGCAAAGGAAAGUAAAAAGACUGUACGGCCAGGGCGCGUCCUUGCUUAGAUAGGGACUACAUAUCUGUAUUUGCUUAGAUCAAACAGUAAUCUAUGACCAUUCUAUUUACGCCGAGGUACGCAUUCCGCUCGGCCAUGCAACAACGCUUAAUAAUUUCAGUGAAUGAUGAUGACUUUAAGCCUCGUGGGCAAAUCUUUGAGGAAGCUGCUCUUUUACUAACUUUUGAUAAGGAGAAGUGUUAAUCUAUACUUCUCCGUUUCUCUAGUACCCGAAACGUGACAGAAGCAUCUAAUUGUAAUUGUUCCAAAAAAAAGUACACUUACGGUGUUGCAAUCAAUAACUUGAUCUCAAGAUUGCCGUGAAAUUUUCAAGUGAUUGCAUCUCUUAACAGAGUUAAUAGUGAUAUGAUGCUAUGGUU
Molecule: messenger RNA, 4109 nt
Organism: Varroa destructor (honeybee mite)
Lineage: Eukaryota; Metazoa; Arthropoda; Arachnida; Mesostigmata; Varroidae
Product: proton myo-inositol cotransporter-like
Biological process (GO): myo-inositol transport; transmembrane transport
Cellular component (GO): apical plasma membrane
Molecular function (GO): myo-inositol:proton symporter activity
Source: RefSeq, a predicted model, not a curated record